UCUCCGAGAGUUCGCGAUGGUGAAACGGCGCGGAAAAGAGCGCUGAGUGACUCGCGCAGGAGAGGAGCAGAACUUUUCUCUCAGUGCGGUGUUGUUGUUUUUUUUCCUUCGUGAAUGGAUAUACGGCGCGUUACGGGGGCUCUGAAGUUUGGAUCUGAAGUUUCGGUGGUCUGUCUUCGCCUGAACUUGGAAACUUCGGAAACUCGGGGAACUUUGGAAAACUUGGGAAACUUUGGAGUGUUGUGUUCUUUUUUCUUCUUCUUCGCGUUCUCGCGACGCUUUUUGUGAACUGUCUGCCGUUCAUGGACUCGCGCCGCGCUGCGCUCGAGGUUUGCUGCUGGUCGAGGCUUUCGGUGCUGACUCGCGCUCAAAGCAGACCCAGAGAGAGGUGACCGUCGGCGGCGAACCAUGUCCAUGCUGCCCACCUUCGGCUUCACGCAGGAGCAAGUGGCGUGCGUGUGCGAGGUGCUCCAGCAGGGGGGCAACAUCGAGCGCCUGGGCCGCUUUCUGUGGUCGCUGCCGGCCUGCGAGCACCUCCACAAGAACGAGUCGGUGCUCAAGGCCAAGGCCGUGGUGGCCUUCCACCGCGGCAACUUCAGGGAGCUCUACAAGAUCCUGGAGAGCCACCAGUUCUCGCCGCAUAACCACCCCAAGCUGCAGCAGCUGUGGCUCAAGGCGCACUACAUCGAGGCGGAGAAGCUCAGGGGGCGGCCGCUGGGAGCCGUGGGCAAGUACCGCGUGCGCAGGAAGUUCCCGCUGCCGCGCUCCAUCUGGGACGGUGAGGAGACCAGCUACUGCUUCAAGGAGAAGAGCCGCACCGUGCUGAGGGAGUGGUACACACACAACCCCUACCCGUCCCCGCGCGAGAAGCGCGAGCUGGCCGAGGCCACGGGGCUCACCACCACGCAGGUCAGCAACUGGUUCAAGAACCGGAGGCAGCGCGACAGAGCGGCGGAGGCCAAAGAAAGGGAGAACAACGAGAACUCCAACACGAACAGCCACAAGCCGCUGGCCACGUCCAUGAACGGAAAUAAGACUCUUUUGGGGAGCUCGGACGACGACAAAACUCCAUCUGGCACCCCGGAUCACACGUCAUCCAGCCCCGCGCUGCUGCUCACGUCCGGUCCUGGCCUACAGUCCCUGCACGGCCUGGCGCCUCCGCCUGCGCCUAGCGCCGUUCCCGUGGCCAGCGUGGACUCCGUGCACCACCACCACGCCUUACAUGACAACAUACUGAACCCCAUGUCGUCAAACUUGGUCGAUCUUGGUUCUUAAAAGAACUCCAACAAUAACAACAACAAAGAAAUGCUCACGUGGAGCCCGUUUGAAAAAUGAUGAAUAAAGGACGCCUGUACGAGGACGACUGCACAACACCUCCAGACUUUUGUGGAGCGCUUGACAAAGCGAAAAAAAAAGCAGAAAAGAGAAAGAGAGAAGGUAUUGAACAGAGUAACAGAGUAAGUCGUGGAUGUUAUUUUGGAAGGGUCUACGCGCAAAGCCAAUGAAAACGUCCUCGAUAAGGUAUUUUUCUAGAAUGUAAGUCUGUUGUUCAAAGCCACAGAACUAAAAGGGUCUUAAUUCUUCUUAUCGACGUCGUUACUUUAGAGAUUUCAGUAGAUCCGUUAACCUCUCAGCCGUAUUUGUUUACAUGUUAUUUUCUCUCUUGUUUUCUUUUUUAAAGGCCAUAGUAAGUUGCAUUUUGAUGGGGUGCCGUCUUAUGAAGUGUUUUUAUUACAAGCGCCGCGGUUAUUAAAAUGAUCUCUUCUUUUUUUUUCAUUUGUAAUUUUUUUUUGGAAAGCGACUGCAUGUAAACUUUGCGAGAAUAAAUAAUAAAAUAUAAGCUCGAUCACACCAUAGUUUCAUAUAGCCUUUCCAAUAAAAGCUAAAGUGCAUUUAUUGAGCCAA
Pygocentrus nattereri (red-bellied piranha) is the source of this 1905-nucleotide messenger RNA. RefSeq names its product SIX homeobox 2a (gene six2a). Bases 409 to 1275 code for a protein of 288 amino acids. Gene Ontology annotation, cellular component: transcription regulator complex; nucleus. Gene Ontology annotation, biological process: regulation of transcription by RNA polymerase II. The transcript has 2 exons. Lineage: Eukaryota; Metazoa; Chordata; Actinopteri; Characiformes; Serrasalmidae. The record is from RefSeq and is a predicted model, not a curated record. Gene Ontology annotation, molecular function: RNA polymerase II cis-regulatory region sequence-specific DNA binding; DNA-binding transcription factor activity, RNA polymerase II-specific.